Verticillium alfalfae VaMs.102 is the source of this 1671-nucleotide messenger RNA. RefSeq lists its product as hypothetical. Bases 1 to 1671 code for a protein of 556 amino acids. Gene Ontology annotation, molecular function: DNA-binding transcription factor activity, RNA polymerase II-specific; zinc ion binding. Lineage: Eukaryota; Fungi; Ascomycota; Sordariomycetes; Glomerellales; Plectosphaerellaceae. Gene Ontology annotation, biological process: regulation of DNA-templated transcription. The transcript has 3 exons. The record is from RefSeq and is a predicted model, not a curated record.
AUGUCAGACGCGCUAAACGCAGAACAGAUGAGCCCACGAACACGCCAGGUUCGGGCGAACCAGGGGCUGAGGCGGGGAACGUGGAGGUUACGCCUGGGAUCUGCAAGUCCCAGCCCGCCCCAAGACGAGGGUAUGGCACCCGCAUUAUCAGACCUGCAAACAGUCGUGUAUGUUCAUCAAGAAGCGCAGGCCUCGACCUCGAUUCCGAGUCGAGCGAGCGCGCCCGUGGAGCCCCGGCGACUGGCCGCACGAGCCUGCGAUGCCUGUCGCGCCCGCAGGAGGCGAUGCACUUUCCCCCUUGGCCCAGGGGAGGACGGCGGCGACGGCAGCACGAGGUGCAUAGGCUGUUCCAGGCUAGGAAUCGAAUGCAACUUUGCCAUUCCCACGCGCCCUCGUGGACCAAAGCGGAGGAGGUAUGAGGUUGACUCUCCGGCUGGACCGCCAAUGGACGGAACAUCAGCCCAUUAUCCACCACGAACCUCAGUGCACAGCGGUGCGAGUAGCGACAAGAUAGACACUGACGACGACGCUGGCGUCGUGCUGACGCCGGACCAUACAUCCACCUUCGGCCAGUCGAUAUCACCGGCGUCUUUGUCGACAUUCGCGUUCGCCACGGAUGAACUCUGCUCGAGGAAGCUUUUCAUGGUCAUCAUCCAUGACUAUAUCGAGCGCGUCUAUCCCCUCUGCCCCGUGGUCCACCUCCCUUCGUUCCGCCGCAGCCUUGCCAGCAAUCAAGAUCUGCGCAAGAAAGCCUUCUGGCUGCAGUUCUUUUCCUUCGCCCAUUCCAAGGUCCAGCCUGGCCGGCGCCGCUUCCACGUCACAUAUCUCGACAACUACGUCCUGCGCGACGUCGACUUCGCCGCCCUCGAGCCCCUCGACACGCCCGACGAGAACAUUACAGAAAACGCCGUCUGUCCGCCGCCCCCCGACGGCACCGCCCCCUUCACCUCCGUCACCGCCUUCAUCGUCAACACGCGCGUUUUCCUCGAAGCCCUGCGCGACUCCCUCUUCAACGCAGGCUGCGACUGCGGCUACGGCCGCACCAACGAGGAGAAGCUCGCACGCCUCAAGGCCCUCUUCCAGCGCUACAAAUACUCCCUCGACGCCCUGCCGUCGCACAUGACCCAAUGGGGCCCCAGCAGCAUCUAUGACAGCGGCCCCUCGACGCCCGCCGCGAACAGCGUCUCCCGCGCUCAGGCCGAGACAACGAGAGCCAACAUCCACAUCACCCACCUCUGGCUGCAGAGCUUCCUGCUCGACCAGACGGACGGCAUCGUGCAGGCCAUGGCCGCGGCCGCCGGCGGCGGCAGCGGCGGCGGCGACGACGAGACCUGGGCCGCCCAUCAGCUCGCGUCUAGCUGGGCAGAGCGCGAAGACAUUUGCCGCCAGCUCCUUCACGUCUUGCACAACAUUGACGGGUUCCAUCUUGAGCCGAAUGGUAACAGUCUUACCUACAAGAUUCGCGGCGUCGCGACGUCGCUGCUGAACUGUCCCUCUUUGCUCGGCGAGAGCGUGUCGCAGCGGGCUGCGGGCUAUGUGCGCGAGUUCACCAAGGUGUUGGCGUUUCUGGAUCUCAGCGAGAUUAUGAAUACUGAUGGCGUCGAUACCUGGAUCGAUAAGGAUAGGCUGGGCGAUGGACGGGCUUCGGCGACGGCGGCGUCGGUGUCGUAA